Molecule: messenger RNA, 1322 nt
Organism: Amaranthus tricolor (Joseph's coat)
Lineage: Eukaryota; Viridiplantae; Streptophyta; Magnoliopsida; Caryophyllales; Amaranthaceae
Product: imidazoleglycerol-phosphate dehydratase, chloroplastic-like
Exons: 8
Coding region: 41-877 (278 amino acids)
Biological process (GO): L-histidine biosynthetic process
Molecular function (GO): imidazoleglycerol-phosphate dehydratase activity
Source: RefSeq, a predicted model, not a curated record
CACUUUCUAUUUUGGGUUCGGGUGGUCUUUGUUGUUUUUCAUGGCGCUCUGGAUUCCUGGUAGUCCGCAGCUGUUAAACCCCAAUGUUAGGGUUUCUUCGAUCAAUCUCAAUCCUUUCCCUGCUGAAUUAUCUUUCUCAAUUGAACGAAAAUCCAACAAUCUCAGAUUGAUGAACUCCAUCACCUCUACUCGAGCUUCAUCGUCUGAUGUCAACGGUCCUACUACUGCUUCUGCCCCUCAAGUCACUGGUCGAAUAGGCAAAGUAAAGAGAGUAACUAAGGAGACAAAUGUGUCUGUGGAGAUAAACCUGGAUGGUGUGGGCAUUACUGAUAGCAGCACUUCAGUCCCUUUCUUGGAUCAUAUGUUAGAUCAAUUAGCUUCACAUGGUCUGUUUGAUGUACAUGUGAGAGCUACUGGUGAUAUUCAUAUUGAUGAUCAUCACACUAAUGAAGAUGUUGCACUUGCCCUUGGAACGGCUUUGCUGCAAGCCCUUGGUGAUAGAAAAGGAAUUAAUAGAUUUGGUGACUUCUCUGCUCCUCUGGAUGAAGCUCUGAUUCAUGUCUCACUGGAUUUAUCCGGAAGACCCCACUUGAGCUAUGAUCUACAAAUACCGACUGAGAGAGUGGGGACAUAUGACUCCCAGCUCGUGGAGCACUUUUUCCAGUCUUUGGUGAAUACUUCGGGCAUGACACUUCACAUUCGGCAGCUUGCUGGGAAAAAUUCUCACCACAUCAUUGAGGCAACUUUCAAGGCCUUUGCCAGGGCUCUUAGGCAGGCUACAGAGUAUGACCAUCGUCGUGCAGGGACAGUGCCCAGUGGUACCAGAACUAAUCUGUUGCCAAGAGGCUCAAUAGUAUGCAGUAUCUAUGCACUUUGAUUAGGAUUGUCGAUAGAAGAGUAAGUGUCAGUUGUAUUUUUUUGUAUGACCAGUUCAAAAGGGGUUCUUUCGCGUUCGUGAUGACAAAAGCAUCAUAGGAGAUGUACGCAAAAAUAAAUUCCAGUGUGCUUAUCCUCCAAAAGACACUUCAUCAGCGAGCAUCAGCAAACUAAUAAUUUUUUGGAUGUAAAAUUUGUUGAUGAUGGGCGUUUGAAGGCAAAGAAUAUGAUAAAGAAAUCUGUUCAUAUUUUAAGACACACAAUACUUGAUUCUGUUGUAAUCCCAGAAAGUUUUGUAAAUCAGAACAUGUUAAUACAGUUGCACAAUCUUGCUGCUGUACUUGAAACAAUGUAUUUGGUAUGAAACAAGAUGAUUCUUUGAAUUGUCUCUGUUUUGACAUCAAAGGGGAUUUUGAAAUUGUAUUAAGCUACAUUUUCUUAUUGAA